Molecule: messenger RNA, 1815 nt
Organism: Gopherus evgoodei (Goodes thornscrub tortoise)
Lineage: Eukaryota; Metazoa; Chordata; Testudines; Testudinidae
Gene: YWHAE
Product: tyrosine 3-monooxygenase/tryptophan 5-monooxygenase activation protein epsilon
Exons: 6
Coding region: 121-888 (255 amino acids)
Biological process (GO): signal transduction
Cellular component (GO): cytoplasm
Source: RefSeq, a predicted model, not a curated record
GAGGCGGUGCUAUCGCCGCCAUCUUUGCCAGGAGAACAGUGAGCUGGUAGCGACUGAGCAUCCCGGACUCAUCAGUCUCCAUCCACCCCGUGUAGUCCCCGUCGCCGCCCCGUCUCAGACAUGGACGAUCGAGAGGACCUUGUGUACCAGGCUAAGCUAGCUGAGCAGGCUGAGCGCUAUGAUGAAAUGGUUGAAUCAAUGAAGAAAGUGGCUGGAAUGGAUGUGGAGUUGACAGUGGAAGAAAGAAACCUUCUAUCUGUUGCAUAUAAAAAUGUGAUUGGAGCUAGAAGAGCUUCAUGGAGAAUAAUCAGUAGCAUCGAACAGAAAGAAGAAAACAAAGGUGGAGAAGAUAAACUAAAAAUGAUUCGGGAAUAUCGGCAAAUGGUUGAGACCGAGCUGAAAUUAAUCUGUUGCGACAUUCUGGAUGUACUGGACAAACACCUCAUUCCAGCAGCUAACACGGGCGAGUCCAAGGUUUUCUAUUAUAAAAUGAAAGGGGACUACCACAGGUACCUGGCUGAGUUUGCCACAGGAAAUGACAGGAAGGAGGCUGCAGAGAAUAGCCUGGUGGCUUAUAAAGCAGCUAGUGAUAUUGCAAUGACAGAACUUCCGCCAACACAUCCCAUACGCUUAGGUCUUGCUCUCAACUUCUCUGUAUUCUACUAUGAAAUUCUUAAUUCCCCUGACCGUGCCUGCAGGUUGGCAAAAGCAGCAUUUGAUGAUGCUAUUGCAGAACUGGAUACACUGAGUGAAGAAAGUUAUAAAGACUCUACACUUAUCAUGCAGUUGUUACGUGAUAACCUGACACUAUGGACUUCAGAUAUGCAGGGUGAUGGUGAAGAACAGAAUAAAGAAGCGCUGCAGGAUGUGGAAGAUGAAAACCAGUGAGACACCAUGGCCAACAGGAGAACCAUCUCUGACCACACCCACCCUCCCCAACAAAUCCCUCAGUGUCACUCUGAGAACCACCAAAUCUGACUUUUACAUUGGGUCUCAGAAUUUAGGUUCCUGCCCUCUUGGGUUUCUUUUUUUUUUAAUUUUAUUUUUUUUGAGGGGUUUUUUUUUUUUUUUUUUUUUUUUUGUUGUUUUUGGGUUUUUUUGUUUUUACACAGUUUAAAAGUUCUUAAAGGCAAGAGUGAAUUUCUGUGGAUUUUACUGGUGCCAGCUUUUAGGUUCUUUAAGACACUAACAGGACUGCAUAAAGAUUUUUUCAGCAUUACUGUAUUGUCUUCUGCCAGAUGUGACAAUUAUUAUUAUAAGUGAAUAUUACAUCUGAAAGCCAUUAGACUUUUAGGGGAGAGAUUUGUUAUCGCACUGUAGGGCGCAUGUGAUGGCAUUUUUCCUUUUUUAUAAUUGUUUAAACUGAAUUUUAUACCAGUGUUUAAACUUAAUUGGGUGUUUAGCUUGAAGUUUCAGGUUGCAUUGGAAAGUUUAUUGUAGUGAUUUUACUGUUAAAAAAAAGUUUCCAAACUGCUGAAAUGUUGCUGAAAAAUUUGGUGCUGGUAACAGUUCAACAAUCCGUGGCUGCUCAUUCUUGCCUACGUUUUACUUUUCCUCAAAGCAGGUUAGCAUUGAAGGUGGCAUUGAAAAGCCUGCAUGUGUGUUCAAUAUUUUUUUUCCCUUCCCCAUCCCUAUUCCCCCCUUCGCUCGCUCAACCUCUUUUGUUCAGUAUGUGUAACUUGAAGCUAAUUUGUACUACUGGAUAUCUGACUGGAGCCACAGAUACAGAAUCUGUAUUGUUCUUACUGAAACACAGCAUGGAAUUAACAUUAAACUUAAAUAAAACAAACCUAAAUUAAAAAAUGCCAAAUAUUA